CUCCUUCUCCCUGCUUCUUUCUAUCCAUUUCUCCCUUCCUGUCUCACUCUCUCCCGCCUUGAAAUCUCAGAAACUUUGACUUAAUAACUUUUUGGACACAAACUAAAACGCUGUGUUUUGGAUUUCAUCCCAUUUUCACUCCACUUUGUGGGGAAGUUUUUGUGUAUUUUUAGACUCGCUGUGAUCUGGCUUAAGACAAUUUUUGUGUGUGUUUUGCUGUCGGAUUUGAGUGUUGCCUACACUAUCUUUUCUCAUAAUCAACUCUGGUCAGAAAGGACUUAACAAGGAGUUACAUACUCGUUUCUAUGGUAACACAGCAUUCCCAGAGCCCGAGAAGGACUGAAGAUUAUCAGUGAACAUCCGGCAUACUCAAAGACUAAGCUACCUUCACCAAUGAGCAGUCAGACCGGCGGCAGGGAGGUAGCCUCUCCAUCUCGGCUCAAUCAGAGGACAUUUCUGGACGAUCUCAUGUUAACAUUUAAUUCACCAAUGGCCUGGCUGCUGGUUGUGGCCCUUAUCAUCACGUGGUCAGCAGUGGCCAUCGUUUUGUUUGAUCUGCUUGAUUAUAAAACUCUGGCAGACUACACCUCAUACUGUGACGACCCCUUGUGUUUACCUCCCGGUCUCCCUCCUCCUGCUGCCAUUGCCAAGAGAAGCGUGAGGACUAGAGGUGGGGUUCGUCCAAUAAAAUCAAGCUCUGCUGGAGUCCCCGGUCAUGUCACGCCUCAGGAGAGCACUGAUUGGUUGGAGAUGAUAUGGGCAUUUGCAGCUAGUCUGGUAGCUCCUGAUGAUGAGGAGGAAGGUAUUCAUCAUCUAACUGAAACCCUCACAUCUUUCCACUCAGAGGAUCUCUGAAGGAGAGGACAAGCGCUGGAGGAGAGAGGACAGAAAGGUUGAGAUGACUGUCAUAAUGCUGCACAUUAUAUCACAGUAGUGUUUUUUUUCUGUCUGUUGUUCACCAGUAAUUUGAUGAAUAAAAGCUUCC
Molecule: messenger RNA, 985 nt
Organism: Archocentrus centrarchus (flier cichlid)
Lineage: Eukaryota; Metazoa; Chordata; Actinopteri; Cichliformes; Cichlidae
Product: triadin
Exons: 6
Coding region: 394-855 (153 amino acids)
Cellular component (GO): membrane; sarcoplasmic reticulum
Molecular function (GO): signaling receptor binding
Source: RefSeq, a predicted model, not a curated record